UUAGGGAACGGAACCGGAAAUGGGGAGGAUGGCGCCAUAGAAAAAGCAUUGGUAGAGCGGCACCCUAGUCCUAAUGGCAACUUUCGAGGGAGCCCCUCGCUCCGGUCCUUCUCCGCCGCUCUGUGGUCAGCUCGGUCGCUAUGGCGUCGCUAGGUGAAAUUGCAGCUUUGAUCAUGGUGGCAGUUCUUUGGGGAGGAACCAACCCAUUUUUGAAAAGGGGCACAGAGGGUCUGGAGCAGGUGAAGGGAGAGAAACGAACCCUGCAGCUACUGGCAGAGAUGAAAUUCCUUUGUCUCAAUUACAAGUACAUGGUGCCAUUUGUGCUCAAUCAGUGUGGCUCAGUUGUCUACUAUUUUACUUUGGCAUCCACAGACUUGACCUUGGCUGUGCCUCUCUGCAACUCUUUGGCUCUGAUGUUCACAUUGGCAACAGGGAAGAUGCUUGGCGAAGACCUUGGUGGGGCAAGGGCUGCACUGGGAAUGCUGCUGACUGCCUUGGGAGUAGCUCUCUGCAUAGCUGCAUCUAUGGAUGAGAAGGCCUGACAAGGCAGAAGUGUGCAGGAAACAACGGCAGCCAUGAAUAAGCAACGGGAAACUGGCAUCCCUCAAGACCCACAGUAUGCUGCAGGGGGCUGUCUUGACUCCGUGCAGACUUCAAGCUGUUGUUGGGGAAGUCUCUCUCUCUUUCAAGCCUCCUGGUACUUAUUUGUGCCUUUAGGGACAUAAAAGUACAUGGUGCCAUCAAGUCGAUUUCUACUCCUGGAGCCCACAGAGCCCUAUGGUUUUCUUUGGUAGAAUACAGGAGGGGUUUACCAUCGUCUCCUCCCGCACAGUAUGAGAUGAUGCCUUUCAGCAUCUUUCUAUAUUGUUGCUGCUUGAUAUAGUAGCAGUGGGGAUUCGAAUUGGCAACCUUCUGCUUGUUAGUCAAGUAUUUCCCUGCUGCGCCACUAGGAAGCUGCCAUUUGUCAAGUCAGACCAUUGGUCCAUCUACACUGACGGGCUUCUCCAACGUUGCAGGCAAGAACCUCUUUCAGCCCUGUCUUGGAGAUGCCAAGGAGGGAACUGGGAACUUUCUGCAUGCAGAUGCUCUUCCCAAAGCAGACCCAUCCCCUGAGGGGAAUCUCUGACAGUGCUCACACUUCUAGUCUCCCAUUCAUAUGCAACAAGGGCAGACCCUGCUUAGCUAGAGGGACAAGUCAUGCUUGCUCCCACAAGACCAGCAAUUCUCAUUGAUCUAGUUUGCAGAAGGUCUGGUGGAGCUAAGCUUCUGUUGGAAUGGUCUUGUCAGCUAACAACUCCUGGCUUCCAAGUGUGCAUUCACAGUACCAGAUUUUAAAAGCAUCUUAAACUAGCACGGAAGUAGUUUAAAAGGUCCCAGAGAGCAAUAUGCUGCAGGACACGUUGAAACAGACCCAAAGUAAGUGCAGGGGUGACUUCUAGUGGAUCCCUACCUUGGAGAAAAGUGGUGAGAUGUGGAAAGAGGAGGCUGGUCAAAAGGAGAACUUCCAGCCUCCACCCAGAAAUAUCGUUUAAUAAUGUCUCAGAUGUAUGCAAGUAGUGUGUGCGUGUCAAGUGCCUCUCCCCCUUCCCUCAAAACCUGGGAUUGUGGGGCAUGGUUUCCAUGCAAUCUGAAGCCCCAGGACCACCGAAGAAGAAGAAGAAUGUGUUGGUAGUGGGGUAACCGGCAGUAGCCUUUGAGGUUUCAUGAGGGGACAAGUUUGGGAGAAACUCCUCCUUUGUCUUGGUUGAAUUUCUGAAAGACUAACUUCUUCAUGGGAUUCUAGUUCUGUUGACUUGUUACUGCACAUCUGUGUUCUAAUUUAUUAAAACUAUGAAGCAAC
Molecule: messenger RNA, 1840 nt
Organism: Hemicordylus capensis (graceful crag lizard)
Lineage: Eukaryota; Metazoa; Chordata; Lepidosauria; Squamata; Cordylidae
Gene: TMEM234
Product: transmembrane protein 234
Exons: 5
Coding region: 141-542 (133 amino acids)
Source: RefSeq, a predicted model, not a curated record